This is a messenger RNA of Pecten maximus, 3114 nucleotides long. RefSeq names its product SET and MYND domain-containing protein 4-like. Gene Ontology annotation, molecular function: protein binding. The coding region runs from base 118 to 2154 and encodes 678 amino acids. The transcript has 2 exons. The record is from RefSeq and is a predicted model, not a curated record. Lineage: Eukaryota; Metazoa; Mollusca; Bivalvia; Pectinida; Pectinidae.
CGGAUUUCAUCGACAACUUUCCUGCUGCAGUUAAUAGGACUAAUUGAGCAUCAAAUGAUUAUAUAACGAAAAUGCAAACGUUCUGGACUUAAAAAGGUGCACCAGCUCUCCAUUACAAUGGCAUCUACUUCACAGAACAAGAACAAUGCAGAUGAAUGGUAUGAUAAAAUUGCUGACAGCUUAAGAGAUGAAGGAAACUUGGAAGAAUUGAGAAAGAAAUUUGAUAAGUGCACAUCUAAUGAAGAACGAGUGAGUUUGAUUUAUAAACUUCCAAUUGCACAAGAUGUCAUUCAGGCAAAUCCAAAUUUCAGAGAAAAAUGUGACGAAGUAGCUGUUAGUCUUCGUAACCAGGGAAAUGCUUUUUUCCAAAAGAAGAAAUACAAGCAGGCUCUUGAUUUGUAUACACAGAGUGUUCUCUUCUCACCCUGGCGAAGCAGUAAUUCUAAUGAAGAUAAUGGUAACAUUGAUAAAACUCCAACUUUAGCCUUGGCAUUUGCAAAUAGAUCAGCAGUGUUGUUUCAUAUGGCAAAGGAUGAAUUGUGUCUGGCAGACAUUGAGCUUGCUUUAGAAAAUGGUUAUCCAGAAAAUCUGCAGUACAAACUUUACGACAGGAAAGGAAAGUGUUACAUGCAGUUGAAAUGGGGAGAAGAGGCAAUUAAAGCAUUUGAGAAAGCGAAAAAUCAAAUAAAGAUAUCUGACUUGGAUGAAGAUAAAGUUAAAAAGAUAACAGAGGAAUUGGACAAGUUGAUUGUAGCUUGUGACAAAAUGAAAGAUGAUCAACAUAAAAAAGUUAUGAAAACCCAAGCUGAGUGUAACAAGUGUCAUUCUGCUCUACCAGUGAUAACACAAAGAAGCAAGAAAUUUCCCAAUGCAUCUAUUGCCGUUACCAUGGAAGAAAGUGAGGAAACCGGUCGUGGCAUAUAUGCAACAGACGACAUAAACAUUGGUGAUGUCCUUGUUGUAGAGAAAGCCUAUAUGUCGGUGACAUUGCCAGGAUUUAGCGUAUCAAAUUGUCACAACUGCUGCGAGAAAUUAUUCUGUCCGUUCCCGUGUCGUAAUUGUGCUGGAGUUGGCUACUGUUCACGUCAGUGUGAAAGGGAAUCUUGGGAUACCUAUCAUUACGUAGAAUGCGAACAUCUUGGUGAUAUUCAAGCUGCUCAGCUGGGUUUGGGACAUCUGUCAUUUCGAAUGGUUCUGAAAGCUGGAUUUGAGUAUUUGAAGGAAUAUAAGAAUAUAGCUGAUGGAGUUGGUGAUUCAUUUGGAUCGGGGUUCAACAAGGAUGGGGUUUAUGACUCCAAUGACUACAACACUGUCUACAACUUAGUGAAUCAUUGUGAAAAACGAACUACUACAGAUCUUUUGAAAAGGACAAUUAACACUGUUUUCCUUGUGAAAUGCAUAGAGAAUUCCUCUUUUGUUCCUUCGACAGAAAGACGACAGGAGGACCUGAUGUAUAUAGGAGGUCACAUUCUUCGUCACAUACAGAUGCUUCCAUGCAACGCUCAUGAAGUUUCUGAAUUAAAAUUGAGGAGAACUAUGGUUGCUGAAUCUCUUGGGGAAGAAAUUGGUUCUGCCAUAUAUGCAAUGCUUAGUCUAUUCAACCACUCGUGUGAUCCAGAUGUCGUCCGUCAUUCCUACGGGGAUACUUGUGUAGUGAGAGCCAUCAAGAAAAUUUCAAAGGGUCAAGAAAUCUUGGAUAACUAUGGCGCAGUGUAUGCAGUGAGUACAAAAUCUGAUCGCCAAAAAAAGCUGUCGCAGUACCAAUUUGUAUGUAAUUGUCUCCCCUGUCAGAAUGUGUGGCCGAUGUAUUUCAACAUACCUAGCGAGACGCCUACUUACAAGUGUGAAAAGUGUAACGGUGCUUUGUCAACAGUCAACACCACCACGAAAACUGCCAAGUGUACCAUCUGUAAGUACACACAGAAGCUUGCCAAGACCAUUCUUACGCUGGAAUGCUCGGACAAAGUCUUCCGCGCUGUCCUAGAGAAGUUUCUGUCUGGGAAUCAGGGACCAGAACACACCCUUCAUGUGUUGAACAAACACCUACAAUUCCUGCAGCAGAACCUGUGUCUUCCCUGGCAGGAUUUCAACAACUGCCAGGAGGCAAUCAAACAGUGUUACGCGAUGCAGGCAAACUGUCAUGUCAUAGAAUAGUUAUACAAAGCCAACAGACAUGCUGUUUUUAUAUGCAAAAUAGCAUCUCAAAUAUUAGAUGUGGAGAAAGCCAAAGGUUUUUGUGCAAUGCAGACAAUUUUACAAAGUGAUGUCAAAAGGUAUAUGCCCUGAUCAUGAUAGCUUCAAAAUGUGAUUUUAAAAAAAGUUAAUUAUCACGAUCAUGCAUGAUACAGCUUCCAAAACUACUGUAAACGUAUAUAUCUUAUUUCAGUGCUUUUCGCACUGAAAGCAUUCCGCUAAAUUAUGAUUGCGCUAGUUGCACUUUCUAUACACUGUUUCUGCAUAAAAUAGUUUUGACGUGCCAAUUCAUCAAAUUUAUUGAUCAUUGCGCUAAUCUGUUAAAAUUUGGAAAUGCACUAAAAUUUCAGUGAGCCAAAUGAAGUAUGUUAUCUUUACAGUAUUACGUGUGGUACCCUUAUAACUAUAUAGGAAUGUUUGGUUUUGAUGUUUUGAUUUUUAAAAUAUGCCAUAAUGACCAUUUCGUGUUGCCAGGUGUUUAUAAGACUAGCACUGUCUUAUUUAUUUACAGAUAUUUAUAGUGUAUAAAUUUAUAUCUCAAGCCUGAAAAUCAGUUUAUUUAUUUGGUAUUUACGCAAUUUAUCAUGGUGCUGUUGUUAUUGUAGAAUAUACGUAUACCAGUACUUCAAUAAUUUGACAAUUAAGCCAAUGCGUGGUAGCUACCCAUGUCUAAUUUGACAAUAAGCCUAUGCCUGGUAAUAAGUCAACCCCUGUCUAUUGCAGUUUAGAAAAAAAUAUGAAAUUAUUUUUCAUUGUAAUGAUGAUCAGAUAUGUUAAUAUCAGUAUUUUUCAAACUCAAUGAUGUUACAGCAAGUUUCAUAGUUUUAUGAUACAAAGGAUUUCCUCUGAUGCCGUCCAAAUGUUAAUGGCUCCAAUACCCUGCAAAUUCAUAAUCAAAUAUUUUAAAUCUUUUCAACACAG